Vanrija pseudolonga is the source of this 827-nucleotide messenger RNA. RefSeq names its product RWD domain-containing protein. Gene Ontology annotation, biological process: cytoplasmic translation. The record is from RefSeq and is a predicted model, not a curated record. The transcript is spliced from 6 exons. Gene Ontology annotation, molecular function: protein binding. Bases 14 to 781 code for a protein of 255 amino acids. NCBI's taxonomy places the organism in Eukaryota, Fungi, Basidiomycota, Tremellomycetes, Trichosporonales, Trichosporonaceae.
AACACGCAUCGCCAUGGCAGACCACCAGGCAAUCUUGGAGGAGGAGUUCGAGGUGCUCGAGUCUAUCUUCCCCGACGAGUUUGAGAAGGUCAGCGACAAUGAGGUUAGGAUACGUGUGGAGCCGGAGGAGGAGGUCACAGGGCACCCAUUGUCACUCGUGCUCGUGGUCACCUACCCGCCGACAUACCCAGACGUGAUCCCCGAGCUGGCGCUGGAAGAGAUCGACGAGGAGCUGGGCGAGCUGCGCGAGGGCGAGGAGGAGGAAGUCGUGGGCCAGUUGAACCAGAUCGCCGAAGAGUCGCUCGGCAUGGCAAUGACGUUCACGAUCGCAACCGCGGCGCGCGAGGCGCUCUCCGCACUGAUCAACUCGCGCAAGGUGCGCGAGCAGGAGGCGGACGAGGCCCGAGCGCGCGCGUACGAGGAGGAGGAGAAGAAGAAGACGCGCGGCACGCCGCUCACGCCGGCGCUGUACUCGAAGUGGAAGGACUCGUUCCGCGCCGAGAUGGCCGCCAAGAAGGUCAAGCAACAGGAGGACAGCAUCCGUGCGCUGCCGGCCCGCGAGCGCGAGGAGUGGCGCAAGAAGAACGCAAGGGCGAGCGGCCGACAGCUGUUCGAGACGGCCAAGGUCUCGGCCACGUCGGACGAGGCACUGUACGAGGACGGCGAGGCUGUCGACGUGUCCCAGUACACGCGCGAGGAGCGCGACCGCGCCCGCUGGGAGGAGGAGGCCAACGAGGAGAAGGCGGCGCACGUCGCGCUGGACGACUCGGACGACGAGUAGGCGGCCGCUCAGCCCCGCGACGGUACGACUGCAUCGACAACAUCAC